AUGGCCCCAACCCCCAGCUACGACGAGGUCGACGCGGCGCUCUGCCGCCCGGGCACCAUCUUCGAGAUCGAGGAGAAGGUGAUCCGCGGCUGCAAGAUCAAGACCUGGAAGCGCGCACCGGUGCACUUCCGCCAGUUCUUCGAGGAGCGCAUGACCAAAUGGAGUGACCGUGUUAUGCUCUCCACGCCGCGCGCCGAGUCGCUCAGCGAGGAGAACCGCGAGGUCCUCACCUAUGGCGAGGUGUGGGAACGCAGUGUCCGUCUCGCCGCCUGGCUCCGCGAUCGGGAGGUGCGCGCUGGCACGCGGGUUGCCAUCGGUGGAAGGAACUGUGCUGGGGGCCAUGACCGAUGGGGAACGGGAAAGGGCGCUAACGAUCCCAGCUGGAUGAUUUCGUUCAUCGCCGUGUGCCUUCUCGGCGCUGUUCCCGUGCUGCUGAACUCGACGCUCAUCGUCGAUGCCCAGCUGCACUGUCUCGGCCUCACCAAGCCCGUUCUCGUGCUCUGCGACCCGGAGAACGCAUCUGUCCUCGGCUCCGUCGCCUCGGAGCUGACUGCGCGCGGCGUCGGCCCGAUCCACUGCUGGUCCUCGCUGUCGCACGUCGAUCCCGCUGUGCGCUCCAACGUCUCCGAGCUUGUGCCCGGCUUUGCUGUCAGCUCCAAGAGCCUUGACGAGGUGCGUAGCGGCAAGGGGUUCGGUCUCGAGGACGUCACGCCCGAAUCCGACUGCAUGGUCCUCUUCACAUCUGGCACCACGAGCAUGCCCAAGGGCGUUCUUGAGACGCAGCGUGCGUGUCUCACCCACGUCAUCAGCUCGUCCAUCCCCGCGGCGCGCGCCAUCAUGCGUAUGGGAGGUACGGUCGAGAUGGCGCUUGCGGCGCACGACCCGCCCGAGCAGCAGGGUGCGAUGCUGCUCGCCGUGCCGCUGUUCCACGUCACGGGCCUGCUCGGCUGGAUGUCGCGCGGCGUGCACAUGGGCAUGAAGAUGGUGUUCAUGAAGCGGUGGAGCACCAGCGCAGCCGUCAAGCUCUGCGUCGCGGAGAAGAUUGGCGUCAUCGGCGGCGUGCCCGCUAUCGCUACUGCUAUUCUCCAGUCCCCCGAACUGCCAAGCGACCACGUCAUGGAAGGCAUCACCUAUGGUGGUGCGCCGCCUCCUGCUCGUUUGGCGGCCGAUAUCCAGAAGAAGUGGCCCGCAGCAAUGGCCACCCACGCGUACGGCAUGACCGAGACCGCUGGCUUGCACACGGGCUUCAUGGGACCGGAUUACCAUGCCAACCCGGCUUGUGUUGGCCCUGCGAUGCCGGUCGACGAACAGAGGAUUGUCGAUCCCGAGACCCGCAAGGUUCUGGGUCCGAACCAGCCGGGUAUCGUCGAAUGCUACGGUCCCAACAUCAUGAAGGAGUACAUCGACAACCCUGCUGCGACCGCGGACGCCCUCAGGGAUGGCUGGGUGCACACAGGCGAUCUGGCGCUGAUCGACGACAACGGGUUCUUACGUAUUCUCGACCGAGCCAAGGACGUUCUUAUCCGGUCUGGCGAGAACAUCGCUUCUGAGGAGGUGGAGAACGCGAUUUACAAGGACGACAGGAUCGCAGAGGCAGCCUGCGUGCCCGUCCCGUGUCCGAGACACGGCGAGCAGGUCGGCGUGGCCGUUUCUCUCGCACCAGGGGCAAAGGCGGAUUCUGCAAGCAUCUCCAAGAUUGUUGAGCCUCGUUUGAGGCGUAUCGCACGUCCUGCGAUUGUGCUUGUGCUCGACGAGCCGCUUCCCCGCAACGCGAACGGCAAGAUCGUCAAGAGCGACGUUAAGAAGAUUGUCGGUGAGGCGUGGAAGAUCCAGCAGGCUGCCCAGGCCGAGCCGCGUGCGAAGCUGUAA
Molecule: messenger RNA, 1869 nt
Organism: Trichosporon asahii var. asahii CBS 2479
Lineage: Eukaryota; Fungi; Basidiomycota; Tremellomycetes; Trichosporonales; Trichosporonaceae
Product: long-chain-fatty-acid--CoA ligase
Exons: 4
Coding region: 1-1869 (622 amino acids)
Biological process (GO): secondary metabolic process
Molecular function (GO): CoA-ligase activity
Source: RefSeq, a predicted model, not a curated record